Molecule: messenger RNA, 1035 nt
Organism: Telopea speciosissima
Lineage: Eukaryota; Viridiplantae; Streptophyta; Magnoliopsida; Proteales; Proteaceae
Product: protein STRICTOSIDINE SYNTHASE-LIKE 10-like
Exons: 4
Coding region: 1-978 (325 amino acids)
Biological process (GO): biosynthetic process
Molecular function (GO): strictosidine synthase activity
Source: RefSeq, a predicted model, not a curated record
AUGCCUCCUACCUCAAUAUUGCUCAAUUGCUUUCGUUCUUCAGCUGAACUUUCAAUUCCAAUUGAAAUAGCUUCAGGUCCUGAAAGCCUUGCCUUCGAUUGUGAAGGUCGUGGACCUUAUGCUGGAGUUUCUGAUGGUAGAGUCUUGAGAUGGGAAGGUGCUGAGCAUGGUUGGACGCAAUUCGCUGUCUCUUCGAGAUACAGGUUGAGUAACUUGUGUGAUGGUUCUAAUAACCCACGACUGGAACCCUAUUGUGGAAGGCCAUUGGGAUUGGAGUUCAAUAACAUCACAUGUGAGUUAUAUAUAGCAGAUUCCACGUUUGGCCUUUUGGCAGUGGGACAGAAUGGUGGAUUUGCAACUCAACUUGCCGCUGGUGUUAACGGUGUUCCCUUUUUAUUCGUUAAUGGAUUGGACAUCGACCAAAACACUGGGAUUAUUUAUUUCACAGAUAGUAGCACUAAAUUUCAUAGAAGUGAAUAUGCAGCUAUAAUCCUUAGUGGCGACCUAACAGGGAGGCUAUUAAAAUAUGACCUAAGCACCAGAAUCGUGACAGUGUUGCUUGGGAGCCUUGCAUUCCCAAAUGGAGUCGUCGUAAGUCAUGAUGGCAUAUUUGUCCUUGUCACUGAGACGACUACCGGUAGAAUCCUGAGAUACUGGCUUAAAGGCCCCAAAGCUACAACCAAGGAUAUCUUCAUCCAACUCCCAGGACAACCAGACAACAUUAAAAGGAAUGCAAGAGGAGAAUUUUGGGUAGCAAUGAACCCUUUUCAAGGAGGACCACGUUUCAUGCCACUCCCACCAAUUCCGUCCAUCUCGCAUUCUCAAGCCAUGAAGUUAGAUGAAAAUGGGAUGGUUAUGGAGGUGUUUGUGGGUAAUGAUGGAAGCAGAUUGGAGGCUAUCAGUGAAGCACAAGAAAAGGAUGGAUAUUUAUGGAUUGGUUCUGUUGUUUCCUCUUAUGUUAGUGUUUUUAGGAUCUAGAAUGUAGCUUUAGUAAUCUAUGUCAUUUGAGUUUUGGAAUGGAUGUUACACUUCUAC